UACAGUAAUCCACAACAGCUUCGACUCAGUGUGCCUCCGAUAGAGAUGCACGUCGUCGGAUAUUUCUGCUGAGAGUUGAUGUAUCUAUUUUUAACGCUUGGAUUCACAACUUUCGCUUUUUCGGUCGAUUCUCCCGAAACUCAAAAUAACGAAAGAAAAAAAAAACAUUCAUUCUGUGUCAGGCGAAAAGUUGUGUAAAGGAAAAUUGUGAUGCUGCAGGUGAUUGUUUGGUUUCUGUCCGUUUUGUUAGUUUCCACAAAAUCCGUGAAAGAAUACCAAUGCUUUAUAUUUCCCUUCGCGAACAAAUGUGUGCUAGCGCGGGUGACGUAUCAGCCGGGUCAGAAAAUAGUUUUUCCCGUCGGAUACCAGCAUUUUCGAGUCGAUGCAGUGAAACACUCCAGUAGCAUCAGUUCGAACAUAACCACGUUGGACGAUCAUCUGUAUGAGGCAAUGCACCGACCGGCCAUCAUUGAAAUGGAUCAUGUUCAAAUGCGACGCUUGAUGCUGCCUGCGGAUCUGCAAACUGGUAGCUUUGCGUACAACGAAAUAAGCAGUCUGGAAGUCAAUUACACCCAAAGCUACCAUAUCAACUAUCUUGAUUUAGGCUCGAAUCAACUGUCGAACAUUACCAACAUCAGUGCACUGAUUAAUCUUGAGACACUGAACCUGUCCCGUAACGGGAUCGAGAUAAUCGAUGAAUUAACCUUUGCGCCGCUUGUCAAACUUAAACGUCUCUAUCUAAAAUACAACGAAUUCAAAACAUUUCCAUGGAAAAGCCUCCCCUCUACACUGGCCCAUCUGGAUUGCUCCAGUGGUGAGUUGGAAUCAACGGAUUUCAAGCUACUGAAUCUGCCGGCCCUGAAAUACCUAAACCUGGAGGAAAAUAAAAUCAUUUCCAUCAACGUGAGCGGGAUUCUGCGAGGUGCUCCCAAUCUACUGGAGGCAUAUUUAUUCAACCGGGCGAUUUCCUCUCACGAUAUGGCCCGGAUCGUGGAAGCUUUCAAUCACAGCACCGUUUACGAAUCCGACCAAAUCUGGUGCUACAGCGAUGAGGAGGUCGUUGAUGGGAGGUGCACUAAGCGUCGUCAGGUAGCCAUAAGCGUAUGGAAAGCGUUUCUGCUGGCUGUUGUUAUCCUGGUAGUCGGGACACUGUUUGUGUUCGUUGUCUAUCGUACCGUUAAGCAGAAUAAUCUAUGAUUAGAGUAAAUUUUGGAUUCAUUUGAUUAUGAAUAGUUCAAGUGGGUAAAAUAA
Topomyia yanbarensis is the source of this 1251-nucleotide messenger RNA. RefSeq lists its product as uncharacterized. Lineage: Eukaryota; Metazoa; Arthropoda; Insecta; Diptera; Culicidae. The transcript is spliced from 2 exons. The coding region runs from base 211 to 1197 and encodes 328 amino acids. Gene Ontology annotation, molecular function: protein binding. The record is from RefSeq and is a predicted model, not a curated record.